This is a messenger RNA of Lytechinus pictus (painted urchin), 2545 nucleotides long. RefSeq names its product juvenile hormone acid O-methyltransferase-like. Bases 36 to 686 code for a protein of 216 amino acids. NCBI's taxonomy places the organism in Eukaryota, Metazoa, Echinodermata, Echinoidea, Temnopleuroida, Toxopneustidae. The record is from RefSeq and is a predicted model, not a curated record. Gene Ontology annotation, molecular function: S-adenosylmethionine-dependent methyltransferase activity. The transcript is spliced from 3 exons.
CUAUUUCUGUUAUUUUCUGGUUUUCUUCUUUUUCAAUGUUUUCAGGCCUAGAUAUCUCUCACGGAUUGGUGGAGUUCGCUAGAAUUGAAAACUCAGGGCACAAUAUACGAUACUUUGAAGAAGACGCGCAGACGUUUGGUCCUCUUCUUACCGACUGGCGGGAAAAGUUCAAUAAAAUUCUGAGCAUGACAGCUCUUCAUUGGUGCUUUGACAAGAAGAGUGUCUUAAAGAAUAUCUACCAGUGUCUUAAACCAGGAGGUAUAGUCCUCCUUGAUUUCCCUACACAUUCCCAAAUUGUUUCAGAAUGGAGUCCCUACGGUGAAACUUGCGAUGUAUGGAUUAGAAAACAUCCAAAAUGGGGGCAAUAUCUACAGAAAUGCAACUACGAGAUUUUUCCAACAAAAAGUACUGAGGGUUUUCUGGACCUUGUGAGAUCAGUGGGUUUCAUCAUUGGACAUUCAGAGGUGAAGCAACCCCCUUGGGUUGAAUGGAAGGAAAGUGACAUCAAAAAACAAUUACGUUGCGUAUUUUACCCUAUAAAAAACAUCCCUGUGGAACACCAAGAUGAAUUCAUCGAUGACGUGUACAAAUGGAUGUGUGACGUCACUCCAAAGAGGUCUGGUAAUGUUUACCAAGGUGAACUGGGAAGGGCCAAAACUAUGACCAUUGUGGCUACCAAAGAAUGACACUCGUCAGGUUGGUGACCCGAUGUAAACGAAUGAAGCCCUCGGUUUUUUAAACACAAGAAACCUUCACGUUUUAUGAUACAGUAGUAGGAUAGAUUUUUUAGAUGUUUAUUUUUUAUACUCUGAAUCGAAUAAUCCACAUUUUACCAUUUUUGGUUUUACAUUUUCCAUGGUUGUAUUUGGUGCAUCAACAUUUAAUAAUUUAUGAUAUUUUUCUGUCUCCAAAUUGGACGGAAAAUGUUUCAACUUUUCAAACAGAUAGGAAAACCCAAUAUACAUUUUUUCAAAAAAUGUAUAGUCUGUUCUUUAUUGGUAAUAUUUGAAAUAAAGAAUCUAUAUUUCCCCUCUCGUAAACUUUAGGCUGGUCUCAAGUUUGUACAUAAAAUGUUAUACAGAAAUUGUCUGUAAAUUCAACAUUCUUGACCCGACCCUUGAGUCCAAAUAAUUGCACAACAAUGACUUUAAUAUCAAGGAUAGCGUUGCUUGUCAAUUAAAAAAAAAGCCUUUGGUACUGUGUGGGUUUGUCCAAACUUAAAAUAUAAAAUGAUUUAAAAAAAUAUAGUGAUAGAAAAACUCUCUUGUCACUUCUUCUUCAUGUUAAUUGCAUUUUUUAUAGUUUGAUUUACUGAGUGAAUGGGAAGUGAAAAGACGGUGUCACACUUUGUGCAUGAGUGUAUGGUUUUCUGAGCAAAACGGUGUAACUCGUCCACUCACCACCAUCAUGGUCUAGUUUCAUUUAGUCUAAUGCCAUUACGUCCAUCAACAUUUCGUCUAACGGCGAUUUGGUCCAAGCAUCACUUCGUCUAAUCACCAUUUCGUCUAUGACCAUUUUGUCUCAUAACCAGUUGGUCUAAUAUCCAUUCAUUUUCAUUCAUUUUGCAAAAUUAAAACCUACUCCAAUUUGACCAAAUGGUAUAUGGAUUAAACGGCUAUUUGGCCCAAUUGGGUAUUAGGCGAAAUCGUGAGUGGACGCGUUAAUUGGCAAUUAGACCAUGUGGAUAGUGGACGAACUGAUGGUGAACCAAAUGCAAAAGAGCUGGUAGUUGGACUAACUGGCAUUAGACGAAUUGGAAAUAAACCAACAAAACAAUUUACUAACGUCCAGAGACUAGGGAAAGGGUUGUUUGCCCUUCCCUGAGAUCCAAAGGGGGAAUCUAAUCACGAAAUCACUGAACUAGCGCAUGGAAGAUGGAUAGGCCUAUGUUUGGAAAUAUAACAUUAACUUUUUCUGGGGCCCUUUGCAGAAAGAAUUGCAAUCAACCGAAACUCAUAAAAUCUUGCGCAACUUGAUUUUCAGCCAAUGAAGCACCCUCGUUCGGGGCUUGCGCUUGAUAUUACAGGCCCCAGGGAAUAAUUGCACAAAAUGUCAUUACGGUCAUGCCCUUUUUAUGUGCUGAAAAUAUGGAGUGAUGCGUUUGAUUGCUAUCCUAAUAAUUGGAGCAGAUGGUCAUCCGUCAAUGCGCUUCUAUGAUCAUGAUAUGAUACUCAUUUAUGACCACUGUUAUUUCCUUUAUAUUGUUUUUAACCUGAAACUGUUGGUUCUCAAUUCUCUAAAAGAGUGAUAAAACAGAAAAAUGGCGGAAAAUGAUAUCACAUAUCCAAAAUCCAUCUUAAAACAAGAGAGAGAGAGAGGGGCUGAAGAAUGAGAAAAGGAUUUUAUUGAUUCGCUCUAUACACACAUUGGGAAAUUCUCAAUGUCAAUUAAAAUUUCAAAUAAACAAAUUUCAACGUAAACCACAAUAUGCAUGUCACAAAGUGAACAGGAAUUUUAAUCUUAUAAGCAUUUUAAAUAUGCAUUUUAAAUAAUGGGAUUGGGAAUAUUAGUAAUCUCAGCAUUCCUAGCAAUCCUAGUUAACCCC